Molecule: messenger RNA, 2058 nt
Organism: Rhinocladiella mackenziei CBS 650.93
Lineage: Eukaryota; Fungi; Ascomycota; Eurotiomycetes; Chaetothyriales; Herpotrichiellaceae
Exons: 1
Coding region: 1-2058 (685 amino acids)
Biological process (GO): positive regulation of transcription by RNA polymerase II
Cellular component (GO): nucleus
Molecular function (GO): DNA-binding transcription factor activity, RNA polymerase II-specific; zinc ion binding; transcription cis-regulatory region binding
Source: RefSeq, a predicted model, not a curated record
AUGACCCGGGACUCGUCGACCAAAUCGACACCCACUGGCCGAACCUUGCAAAACAGCCCUCUUUCGAUGACUGAGCCUGAGGCUCCUCCUCCUCAGGCUAGACCGGACAAUGUCCCAGCGACAAAGCCGAAACGAGUCAGGACCGGAUGUCUUACUUGCCGAGAACGACACCUCAAAUGUGAUGAGGGUCUUCCACAUUGUCAGAACUGCAAAAAGUCCAAUCGCAAAUGCAAACGUGGUGUACGAUUGAACUUUAUCGAUAUCCAAUGCGAGAAACCGCCUUAUUUACUUCCUCCGACCCACGAUUGGAGAAUCGCAUUUCAAGAUGAUUCUCGUGAAAUUGCCUCCGAAUACAAGGGUGGUUUGGAGAGAUACCAUCCACUCGAACCCGAACCCAAACGACAGAGAUUGGACGUGACGGACAUGAACUACGACUAUGGUCAAAUCGACGUGCCAAUCAUUCCACAUCAACCACUUCCACCUCAACAGUCUUAUCCCAGUUCUUAUGCUGAAUCAUCCCAGGCAAUGUACGCCAGUGCAACUAGUCAAGGCUACGACGAAGCUGCGAGUGCAAUGGCUUCCUACUCCGAGCCAUCUCAAAGUUUGAGACAGUCUUACGAACCACCGAUGCUGGUACCCGCCGAACAGGAUCAAACACCUGUCUAUCUGGAUGACCGGAACGAGGUAUUAUACAUGCAGGUCUUCGUAGAAGAAGUGGGGCUGUGGAUGGACUCGAUGGAUUCCCAAAAACAUUUUUCUCGCCUUAUUCCGUUCCAAGCUCUGCGGGAGCCCAUGCUGAAGUACGCGUUGCUAGCGUGUGGUGUUCGCCACCUGACCCUAGUGAACUCGGUCUAUCCAGAAGAGCAUGCAUUGAAUUAUUACAACAACGCCACACAACUGCUGCUAAAGUCUCUUCAAAAUCCAGAUAGAGACAGUGUCCUCUGCGCCACCGCAGCCACCAUUCUCAAUGUCUAUGAAGUUAUGUCCGAGAAAGCCCUACAACGAAUGAAUCACAUUGCUGGUGCCCGAGCCUUGAUCAAAGAAUGUCGAUGGGAUGCCACGGCAACUGGCAUCGGAGCUGCCUGUUUUUGGCUGAAUGUCGGACUCGAGCUGUUCAGCUGCCUCCACUUCAACUGGGGCGUCGCUUGGGAUCCUGAUACUUGGGGCAUUGACAUGACGAUGAAUCCUCAGCAUGUCGGCGGAAAUGAAGAGGACUGGACACACAAAAUGUUGUGGAUUCUAUCGAAGAUCACGAAUUUUCGGUCGACGGCACAGCCACGGUUUCAAGACGCCAGUGUUCAUGCGGAACAGGUCCGCUUACAUCAGAGACAUCAACAAUGGCUGGGACUGAAACAAUUUUGUGAUCGUUGGCACCGUUGUGUCCCGCCAACAAUGCAUGCCAUGGCCUAUGUCCCAACAUACAUGACAUCGUCAAAAAGUGCUUUUCCCGAAGUUUGGCUCAUCAAGAGGACGACAAUCGUGGCAAGGCUCUUCUACCAUACUGCCAUGGCGUUACUCGGAUCCGUCCAUCCAUUAGCCGGCAUCCAACCCCAGACAGCUGAUGAAAUGCGGGAAAUGAGAGUCUAUCAUUCUAGACUGAUAUGUGGCAUAGUCGCCCAUGUCAAGGACAGGGGUGUGGCCUCGGCUUCUAUUCGAUGUCUCGCUGUGGCAGGAGAAAACCUUACGGUCCGACGAGAACAAGAAGAAGUUUUACAAAUUUUCGACCGGAUAAAGAAAGAAACCGGCUGGCGGGUCACAUUCAUCCAUGACGACCUUAAAGAAAAAUGGGGCUGGAAUAGCAAUGCUCCCGAGUACGACAACGGGAGCACCACAUCUACAUACUAUUCUUCCUCGACUUCAUCUGCACCCCCGGCACCACCAACUGGUCUAUCUCCUCGUCCCAAAUAUCCAGGCGGGAUUGUCAAUCCUUUGUACAAAAAUGCGGACUUUUCAGCCCAAAACCCGCCUUAUCAAGGAAAUUACGUCCCUCCUACACCUGGACAUAUUAUGCACAACACAACGCAGAUGUAUGGAUUUUCUGGCAUUACGGCCAUAUGA